Molecule: messenger RNA, 1270 nt
Organism: Pogona vitticeps (central bearded dragon)
Lineage: Eukaryota; Metazoa; Chordata; Lepidosauria; Squamata; Agamidae
Gene: SGTB
Product: small glutamine rich tetratricopeptide repeat co-chaperone beta
Biological process (GO): post-translational protein targeting to endoplasmic reticulum membrane
Cellular component (GO): TRC complex; membrane
Molecular function (GO): protein binding; molecular adaptor activity
Source: RefSeq, a predicted model, not a curated record
CGCACCGCGCGGGCCGGCAGAAGGAAAGAGAGGGGCCUGGCCCACGACCAGCUAUUGCCUGCCUUCCUCCUCCUCCUCCUCAGGGGGGCAUUCCAAGCUUUGAACAUGUCUUCUGUCAAACGCCUUGUAUAUGCCAUCAUCCAUUUUCUGCGAGAACAGAGUCAGAUGGAUACAUUCACUUCAGAUGAACAAGAAAGCUUGGAAGUGGCAAUUCAGUGUUUGGAGACAGUCUUCAAAAUUACUUUGGAAGAUUCCCAUCUUGCAGUGCCAGUAUGCUUGAGGGAAAUGUUUGAGAAUUCAUGUCAUAAGAGUGAAGUGCUGCCCCUCUCAGAUUCUUUGCCAGAGGAUCUUGAGAAAGCUGACCAGCUGAAGGAUGAAGGUAAUAAUCACAUGAAGGAAGAAAAUUAUGGUGCUGCUGUGGAUUGCUACAGUCAAGCAAUAGAACUGGAUCCAAACAAUGCUGUCUAUUAUUGCAACAGAGCUGCUGCUCAAAGUAAACUGAACAACCACAAAGAAGCAAUAAUGGACUGUGAAAGAGCAAUAGCAAUAGAUCCAAAAUACAGUAAAGCUUAUGGAAGAAUGGGAUUAGCUCUGACUUCAAUGAAUAAAUACCAAGAAGCCAUCAACAGUUACCGAAAAGCACUGGAUCUUGAUCCAGAAAAUGACUCAUAUAAGUCAAAUCUGAAAAUAGCAGAGCAGAAAUUAAGAGAUAUGUCCAGCCCUACUGGAACAGGAAUAAGUUUUGAUAUGGCAAGCCUGAUAAACAAUCCUGCCUUCAUCAGUAUGGCAGCAAGUUUAAUGCAGAAUCCUCAAGUUCAGCAACUGAUGUCAGGAAUGAUGACAAAUGCUAUAGGGGGUCCUGGUGCAGGUGUUGGUGGCCUCUCUGAUCUGUCAAGCCUCAUACAUGCUGGACAGCAGUUUGCACAGCAGAUCCAGCAGCAAAACCCGGAGCUGAUAGAGCAACUGAGAAACCAUGUUCGCAGCAGAUCUUUCAGUGGCAGCACUGAAGAACAUUCCUGAUUCAAGAGGCAUGUUUUCACAAUCCUGUUGUGCAGAUUUUCAAAAGGCAUACUGUAGCUAUUAGCAAAUAUCACCAUUGUAAUUCUUCUCAGACAUGAGGCAGGAAAUCCUUUGUGUGUAUUCCUUAUUGUCUGUUGAAAACAGAUUCAUUGCACACAGAUCUGAACAUAUCAUGUUAUGUAUAUUGAUGCCUUUGUAAAUGGACUAUAAACAGAACUGUUGGCUUAUUAAAAUCUCUAUGUACAAGGGA